This is a messenger RNA of Oldenlandia corymbosa var. corymbosa, 2333 nucleotides long. NCBI's taxonomy places the organism in Eukaryota, Viridiplantae, Streptophyta, Magnoliopsida, Gentianales, Rubiaceae. The record is from the annotation of a GenBank genome assembly.
AUUUUAUUUUUCUUUUUGGUACGAAUCUUCAUUCCACUUUUGUUGUUCACAGACCAAAAAAGUAAAAAUCGAAAAAGAACCCCAACAAUGAACUCCAAUGGCAUCCACAUAAACACAAACACACACACAGUCACACACAACUAUCAACAUUAGAACACCAACCAGAGGGCCCCACGUACCCCCCCCCCCUCUCCACCUUCCCCACUCCCAGUCUGGAGGGGAAAAAAAUUCUUUCCUAUUUUUCCCAGUUACUUCCAAUUUCCCAUUCAUACCAAAUCUAAUAGUACAUUUCAUUUAUAUGAUUCACUCAUAAUUCAUUGCUCAACAAACAGUUGGAGAUUCCCACACAAAAGCUAAAAAUAAAACGCCCCAUUUCGUAGAAACACGACGUUGAUUUGAUUGCACCCCACGUUUUCUUCACGGGUUUGUGCUGGGUUAGAGAGAUAGUCCAUUUUCCCAAAACCAUUGGCAAUAAUAGCAAUCUCCUACCUUUCUCCAUUUUUUGUUUUUUCUUUUGUUGUUUUUUUUGAGCUUCUGAGGUUAUAGAUUUUCCCAAUUUCUGAGGCCCUGAAUCGCCCAAUUGCUGUUUAUUCUACAUUUCAUCGUAUCAGUUUCGUCGAACUGCACAAUCUGAUGCAAUUCUGUUGAUCUUUUUGUGCAAUGUGCUAAAGGGUUGCAUCAUCUCGCAGUAUCCUAUUCAAUUGAACAGGAAAGACUUUAUGUGAGUAAUAUUUGUUAAUUCAUGUGGGCAACAAUUUCUGGUUGUUGAAUUCAUGUGAUCGACAAGCAUAUUCUACUGCAAGAUCAAACAGUCUAUCUUUGGUCAGUACAAUGGCACUUUCAAGAAAGGCCUUGUCGAUGCCAACUUAUCAUAAUCAGGCUGAGCUGCUGUUGAAGAAUUAUUUAUUUUCUGACCCAAUAAUCCCAUACACUUCCGUUCUUGGUGGAGUCGUGGCUUGCAAAGUGGUAAUGGAUUUUUACAUUUGUUUCUUUUUCUCAAAUUCUCCCAGAAGUACAAAUACUAAAUUUUGCAAUUGAGCUUAUAGGCAGUAACUGGUGAACCUUCAUUGUAUCUCAAAUUAAAAUACAGUGUGAAGUUUACUUGCUAGAUGAAUGUAGAUUUAUAUUUUAUCUUACUCAAUUUGCUUCUUAAAUAUUAUACUUACAGUUGUCUUUCACAGCUCUAUGAUUUUGUUAAGUUGAUCAGCACUUUCUACUUCCGAAGCUACAAUGGUCUUACUAAGAUUGAGCGGAUGGAAUGGAACAAUCGUGGGAUCUCAACUCUUCAUGCUAUUUUUAUUUCCAUCAUGUCAUUGUACUUCGUAUUCUGGUCUGAUCUAUUCUCUGAUCCACGUCUUCCUGGUGUCAUUACACUCCGGAGUUCGGGAUUAUCAACUUUUACUCUAGGAGUCUCUGUUGGCUAUUUUCUAUCAGAUCUUGCUAUGAUUUGUUGGUUGUAUCCUUCUCUGGGUGGACUGGAAUAUAUUGUUCAUCAUAGUCUUUCGGGAAUUGCAGUAGCAUAUUCUGUUUUUACUGGUGAGGGACAGCUUUAUACAUUCAUGGUCCUCAUAUCGGAGUUGACUACCCCAGAGAUCAACAUGAGAUGGUAUCUGGAUAUAUCUGGAUUGAAGAAGUCCAAUGCUUAUCUUAUUAAUGGUGUUGUAAUAUUUUUUGGCUGGCUGGUUGCAAGGAUCUUGUUGUUUGGCUACAUGUUUCACCAUGUUUAUAUACACUAUGGACAGGUCCUCCAGAUGCACAUAUUUGGAUAUUUCCUAGUGUUUGUAGUGCCCCUAGUUCUUGGGAUCAUGAACUUGAUUUGGUUUGGCAAAAUAUUUAAGGGGGUCAUGAAGAUGUUGAGAAAGAAGCAAUGAAGGAAUCUUACAGUCUUGACUUCUUCCCUGAUCAUACCAUCUUCUCUCCUGUGUAAGUUGUAACUUCCACUUUGUACAAGUCAAUAGGAUCAUUAGAGGCAAAGCGAAAUCGAGGAAGUUAAGUGCCAGUAGGGCGCUUUUAGCGUUUUGUGCAGAUAUGGGCUGGCGUGAUUGUAAAUUUUGUCAUGAACCAGAGAGGAAGUUGUGGAAUAUGUCACUGUAGUAGAAGCGGAUAACAGCCAUCUUGUAAACAAAGCUGUUACUGGCUUUAAUACACUUAAAAAUGUAUUUUAUGAGAAAGAAAUGUUUUUUUUUAACCGCUCAGGGAGCUGGCUUUUCACUGUAGUACCCUCAAAAGAAAAAGAGAGAAAAAGGUUAAAAGCCAUCUUGUAAUGAAUGACAGGGCGUUUUUCAUUUCAUAUCUCUAUAUUAAGGGAGAAUUUUCAAUCGGACGCAUGACGC